Messenger RNA from Eleginops maclovinus (Patagonian blennie), 1790 nucleotides. RefSeq names its product GTP binding protein overexpressed in skeletal muscle (gene gem). Gene Ontology annotation, molecular function: GTP binding; GTPase activity; calcium channel regulator activity. The coding region runs from base 304 to 1224 and encodes 306 amino acids. The record is from RefSeq and is a predicted model, not a curated record. Lineage: Eukaryota; Metazoa; Chordata; Actinopteri; Perciformes; Eleginopidae. Gene Ontology annotation, biological process: negative regulation of high voltage-gated calcium channel activity. The transcript has 4 exons. Gene Ontology annotation, cellular component: plasma membrane.
UGGAGAUUACUGACAGUCUGCAGCAGGCACAUUAUAAGGACUCCAGCAGUGAUUGUCGCUCCGGAAUUUACGGUCCAAAUAUGUUACAAUGCUCCUGUGAACGUAGUUUUUUAAUGCGGGAUACACCUUUUUGCAUCUGACCUUUAUAGUGGACAGUUAUAUCUUGUUUUGUUUUUUUUAUCGGGCAGGGUGCAAUAACUUGCUUAAACUUUCUAGUUGAGGCUGUUUUCCCUAGUUAAAGCUGCACCUAGGUUAAAUCCCACCGGUUAAUCCACUUCAUUUUAACUUUGAAUCCCCGGCAUCAUGCUGUCCAGUGUGCGCCGGCACAGCCUCCGCCUGCAGACUGAGCUGCACCGGUGGAGCAUCUGCGACCCGGGCAGCCACCAGCUCACAGACAGCCUCCUGGCCCGGGUCCCCGGAUGCAUCUCCCGCUCCAAAUCCUGCACCAACUCCGCCAGGGAGUCGGACGGGAGUCGCCUGAGUUGGUCGUCCUCAGACUCGGUCAUCUCCACCGACUCCGCCGGGGAGUCUGCGGAACCGUGCAGCCCGUACCGAGUGGUGCUGUUAGGGGCCAGCGGGGUCGGCAAGACGGCCUUCGCGAACAUCUUCGCCGGAGCAGCGGACAGCAUGGACAGCGAUGACUACGAGCUGUGCGGAGAAGAGGUGUGUGAGAAGGAAAUUGAGGUAGAUGGAGAGCCUGCAAAUCUUACUCUUCUUGACACAUGGGAUACAGAGACUGACAGUGAACGUGCUCCGGAGCCCUGCAUGCACACAGGUGAUGCCUACCUGUUGCUGUACUCUGUGACUGACCGGGCCUCGUUCCUGAGAGCCUCUGAGCUCAGAACAACCCUGCGGUGCGUCCGUCCUGCUCAACACACACCGAUCAUCCUGGUGGGGAACAAAUGUGACCUGGUGCGACGCAGAGAGGUGUCUUUCAGUGAGGGUCGUGCCUGCGCUGCUGUCUUUGACUGCAAGUUUAUUGAAACCUCAGCCGCUAUGCAGCACAACGUGUGGGAGGCUUUUCAAGGCAUGGUACGACAGCUGCGUCUACGCCGAGAAUCCAAGGAAGCCAGCAAGCAUCGUAGACACAUAAACUGUAAUGCACGUCGAGAGAGCCUCCCUAAAAAGGCAAAACGCUACCUAGACAAGGUGGUAGCAAAGAACAAUCCCAGUGUGGCGUUAUGGCUAAAGUCUAAGUCCUGCCAUGACCUCUCGGUGAUGUAGGAGCCUGACAGACACUAUGGUUUAACUCUUCAUCAAACCUUUAAAGCAAAGUACAACCUGGAGAGCCGAAAAUGUGGAGGCCUCUCUCUGAAGGGGUAAAUGUUGAAUGGUUCAAUCCUCAGUAUUCAGACUGAGCCAGCCUGGUGUACGUGAGAGGCGUUUGCAACUUUUCUCCAAUGCAUCCACAUGCUGCUCCCUAAAGCAGACUGAGUGGAAUAGCACAGCCUUUGCAAUGGACUUGAUGCAAAGACUUCAUGUGUUUAUGAGGCAUCCAUUUUGGAGGAUAGAAAUCAACCGAUGGAGAAUGAUGUGAUGUUUCUGUGUUUUGAACAAACGCAUUCAUAUUAUCCGUUUCUCUCCAGACUUCUCUCUCUCCUCAUCCUUAUGCUCUCAUCCCUGCCAAACCUCUCGCCUGUCGUUCUGUCAAGGUGCUGAGAUUUGUAAGAUAUUGAUGAUUAAGUAUGAAGAUGAUCAUUUAGUGGUUUCUUUGAUUUAAUUUAUAAUGUGUUUUAUUUUUGACUUUGUUAUAAAUAACAGACUGAUGAUGUAUUUUGCUACUUGUAUGU